AUGACCUCGUUGUGGGAAACGCUGACCGUCGCGGUAAUGGACGCCGCGCUAUCGCUCCACAACGACGCCUUCCGGCAACUGCUGCCACGGUACCGCGGAUAUGAAUGCCACACGGUACGGUUAUGGGCUCGCGGACGGGUAAAGGAGGUGGCAGAGGCGCCUGGCUCCGUUGUCUUCUUCCCGAUGCUCGUGUUGGUGCUGCUGUGGCGGCGGCGGCACCCCGUCGUGGUGCUGAGGGGGGCUGAGCACUUCACUAUUACGAGUUUUGUGGAGCAUCAUCCUAUUGUGUUUUUCAUGUCGCGGUACGGUACGAGGAUUAGUGAUAACUGCACGGCACAGCGUCGCCGCUUCACGGACAUCGACUUGCCUGACUCAUUUGUGAGGGCAAGGUGCGACUUGCGGCAACUCAUUUUUUUGAGACGACUGCUCAUUGGAGUUGCCCAAGACCUUCCAGAUCGACCGCAUUCCACCUGGCAACGAGAAUCUCUGCGUACAUCACAUUUUCAACUCUCCAAGACCCCAGUGCGAUGUUGCGUCGGCGUGAAGCAAGGGCCCCCAUUGUCAACGCUUAUAAUCAACACAGUCAAGCUCACAUCGUCUUCCGCUGCCGAGACGACUGCUCAUUGGAGUUGCCCAAGACCUUCCAGAUCGACCGCAUUCCACCUGGCAACGAGAAUCUCUGCGUACAUCACAUUUUCAAAUCUCCAAGACCCCAGUGCGAUGUUGCGUCGGCGUGAAGCAAGGACCCCCAUUGUCAACGCUUAUAAUCAACGCAGUCAAGCUCACAUCGUCUUCCGCUGCCGCGAGCCUGGGCGAGGACUUCCAACAGGACAACACGUAUCGGCGCGACGAGCAUCACAGGCGUCGCCACCGCCGUACAUCGCCGUCAUGGCGAGCCUGGGCGAGGACUUCCAACAGGACAACACGUAUCGGCGCGACGAGCAUCACAGGCGUCGCCACCGCCGUACAUCGCCGUCAUGGGUGAGAAUCGGCCUUUUUCCUUUCCUCUCAUCGCUACAGCAAAUUGCUGUUCUUGCGGUGCACUUUCCUCCCCUGCCGCCGCUGCGGCUUUUCACCUCUGGCAUUGCUGCCACCGCGGCCUUUUUCCUUUCCUCUCAUCGCUACAGCAAAUUGCUGUUCUUGCGGUGCAUUUCCCUCCCCUGCCGCCGCUACGGCUUUUCACCUCUGGCAUUGCUGCCACCUUUCUGCUUUCAAACCUACCAUGCACAAAAGAAGGAUGAAAAGGGAGACAUCCUUGCUCAAACCACGACAUUCGUUGCAAACGGAAGGACUAGUUCAAAGCAGGAAAAUAAGGGAGUCCAAAGAUAUGGAGGAUCGGGUCGAGAAAUAUGGUUGUCAUGGUGGAAGUUGUCCGUUGGAGAUAUGUUUGGUUGGAAGAGCCCUGGUUGUGCACAAUUGAUUUUCAUUUGUUUGGGGAUUACCUAA
Volvox carteri f. nagariensis is the source of this 1446-nucleotide messenger RNA. RefSeq lists its product as uncharacterized. The record is from RefSeq and is a predicted model, not a curated record. NCBI's taxonomy places the organism in Eukaryota, Viridiplantae, Chlorophyta, Chlorophyceae, Chlamydomonadales, Volvocaceae. The transcript has 11 exons. Bases 1 to 1446 code for a protein of 481 amino acids.